CUAGCCCUCCCCGUCCGACCGCUGAGAUUCCAUCUCAUCUCCCGGCGCUGUUCCUAUCCCCAUCUCCUCUCCGCGUGACCCAGAUGAGGAAUCAACGAUGAAGGCAUGCGGGAAGCGCGCAUGGAGGGCACUGCCAAGGCGGCGGCGCUGGGCGUGGAAGCUACCUCUACCGACAACAACACGAAUCAUCAAGCGGCCGCAGCGCUGCCGUCUCAGCUGUCGACGUCCUCUUCUGCGCCCCGGCCACGGAGGACUGCCACAACUGCUGUGGAUUCUCAUCGUCCGUGCAGUGCAAGGACGGGGAUCGUCCUCUUUGUGCAAGGGCAGCACAUCGGGAGCCGGCAAGCCACAACAACUAGCUUGCCUCACCCCUCCACGUCGACGCCCUUCUAUCUGAGCCUGUUGAACGCCGCGGUCAUCUACUACAUGGGAAGAGCUGCGACAUGCUGCUUCACCUCUAAUGGCUUUUUGCACCGGUCAAAAGACUGCAGGCAUGCAGAAUAUAUCUCUGAAGGACCUUGCCAUGACUAUUAUUGUUCGACCGUGCAUGUGUGAACUCCUAGGAUAUGGGAAUUUGGAAGCCAGGAAACAUGGGCACUAUUUCAGCUGGAUUUUGUUGUAGUAGAUCGCCAGGUUAGGCUGAACAAAGGGCAAGUAUUUUAUAGUGUUUUGCCUUCUGUGAAAAGUUGGUGAUCUGAAAUACUGAACAAGUUUGUUACUCUGACAGGAUAGACAAAGAACAUGCUGAAAGAGGGCUCCAUCUAUCGAAUCUGAAAUUCUGAUGUUCGAUUAUGUUUGCUUCUUGUGUUUACGGCGAUUGGUUUACUUGUUUGGAUAGGGAGGGAAAAGGAGUUAAGAGACAAAGAGAAGGCUCAGCACCUCUAUUUGCAUGUCAAAUCUGAGUAGAGAGCUGCAUCAAGUAUCUGAAGGAGAAGACAGAGAAGGAUCCCUACAGGAGUACACUGAAAUACCCACAUUGAACCCUCAAGCUGAGAUGAUCACUUUGUCAUUAGUUAGGAUCCAAACCAAUUGUUUAUAUUGUUCAUGUUAAUCUUUUAUAUACAAUAGUUACUUUUUUAUUAAUUUUACCUCAAGUUAAUUGUAGUUUAUUCAAAUUAGAAGGUCA
Molecule: messenger RNA, 1126 nt
Organism: Triticum aestivum (bread wheat)
Lineage: Eukaryota; Viridiplantae; Streptophyta; Magnoliopsida; Poales; Poaceae
Exons: 2
Coding region: 106-555 (149 amino acids)
Source: RefSeq, a predicted model, not a curated record